AUGUCCGCACCCAAAGGCCGUGUUCUUAUUGCGUACUCUGGAGGCCUUGACACCUCCUGCAUCCUUGCAUGGCUGAUCGAGCAGGGAUACGAGGUGUAUGCCUUCAUGGCGGAUGUCGGACAGGAAGAGGACUUCGCUGCCGCUGAGAAGAAGGCUUUGAAGGUCGGAGCCAAGAAGUUCUUCCUCGAGGACUUGAAGCGCGAGUUCGUCGAGGAGCUCAUCUACCCUGCCGUUCAGGCCAAUUGCAUUUACGAGAACGUCUACCUCCUCGGAACCUCUCUGGCUCGUCCUGUCAUUGCACGCGGAAUGAUGAGCGUCGCCGAUCGUGAGGGUUGCGACUACGUCUCGCACGGUUGCACUGGCAAGGGCAACGACCAAGUCCGUUUCGAGCUCGCCUUCUAUGGCUUGAAGCCCGACAUCAAGGUCAUCGCCCCCUGGCGCAUUCCUGAAUUUUACAACCGCUUCCCCGGCCGUCAGGCGCUUCUCCAGUACGCCGCGGAGAAGUCCAUUCCCGUCCAGCAGACCGCCGCCAAGCCGUGGUCUACCGACGAGAACCUCUUCCACAUCUCCUACGAGGCCGGUAUCCUCGAGGACCCUGCCGUGACUCCGCCCGCGGACAUGUGGAAGCUCACCGUCGCUCCCGAGGACGCCCCUCAAGAGCCUGAGCGCCUCUCCAUCGAGUUCAAGGCCGGUAUCCCCGUCAAGGUGACCGUCGCUGGUUCGGACAAGACCUACACCGACGGCGUCGAGAUCUUCCUCGCACUCAACGCCCUCGCCCGCAAGCACGGCGUCGGCCGCAUCGACAUCGUCGAGAACCGCUUCAUCGGCGUGAAGUCGCGCGGCUGCUACGAGAGCCCGGGCGCGACCAUCCUCCGCGCCGCGCACGUCGACCUCGAGGGCCUCACGCUCGACCGCAACGUCCGUGCGCUCCGCGAUCAGUUCGUCACGAUCGAGCUCUCCCGCAUCCUCUACAACGGGCACUUCUUCACGCCCGAGCGCGAGUUCAUCACCAGCGCGAUCCCCGCGAGCCAGCGCACGGUGAACGGCACCGUGCGCGUGAAGCUCUACAAGGGCAACGUGAUCAUCGAGGGCCGUGAGAGCACGGAGGGCCUGUACGACGAGCAGCAGUCGUCGAUGGACGAGCUCGGCGGGUUCGAGCCGACGGACACGACUGGCUUCAUCCAGAUCGAGUCCAUCCGUAUCAAAAAGUGGGCGCAGGCGAACAUCCGCAAGGGCCAGGGUGGUGUCCAGCCCAAGGAUGUCUACCACAGCCGCGUCUAA
Molecule: messenger RNA, 1281 nt
Organism: Schizophyllum commune H4-8
Lineage: Eukaryota; Fungi; Basidiomycota; Agaricomycetes; Agaricales; Schizophyllaceae
Product: argininosuccinate synthetase
Exons: 8
Coding region: 1-1281 (426 amino acids)
Biological process (GO): urea cycle; L-arginine biosynthetic process
Cellular component (GO): cytoplasm
Molecular function (GO): ATP binding; argininosuccinate synthase activity
Source: RefSeq, a predicted model, not a curated record